Messenger RNA from Nerophis lumbriciformis (worm pipefish), 2487 nucleotides. The record is from RefSeq and is a predicted model, not a curated record. NCBI's taxonomy places the organism in Eukaryota, Metazoa, Chordata, Actinopteri, Syngnathiformes, Syngnathidae.
AUGGAUCUAUGCCUGGACCCGCUGCGGAUUUGCCGGGGCUGGCGGCUUUUCCUCGUCCUCCUACUCCUCAGCCUCCUCUUUCGGGACCACCUGAGCUCCAUGCUGGACUGCCCUCCGACGUGCAGCUGCUCGCCCACCGAGAUCUAUUGCAAUAAGUCGGACAGCGGCAGCUUCUUCCCGCUUUUGGCGGUGCAGGAUGGAGCCGGAGGCAACGGCAGCGGCGCCGUGGACAUAGCCGACUUGUUCAAAAACAUCACGUCCAUACACAUCGAGAACUGGACAGGAUUGCAGACGCUACGGGAUGUGGACAUGGAGCUCUACACUGGACUACAAAGACUAACCAUCAUGAAUUGCAACCUUAAGGUGAUCCAGCCCCGAGCCUUCGCUCAGAAUCCACACCUACGCUACAUAAACCUGUCAAAGAAUCCUCUCAGCACUCUGUCAUGGCAACUCUUCAAGCACCUUCAACUCAUCGAGCUGCGACUGGACGACGUGAUGUUCGAGUGUAGCUGCAAAAUUCGUUGGAUCCAGCUGUGGCAGGAGCGAGGCGAGGCCAACCUUCACACGCAACAGCUAUACUGCAGGAUCGGAGCCUCCCAGAUGACACUGCAACACAUGUACAUAGAGAAUUGUGACUUGCCAGAGAUCAGCGUGAGCCACAGCAGUGUGUUAGUGAUGGAAGGCGACAAUGUGACAGUGAGCUGUAAUGGAUCCGGAACACCCGUGCCUGAAGUGGACUGGACUGUCAACGGCCUUCACUCCAUCAACACACACCUGUCCAAUCUGUACUGGCCAGACAUCCACUCUCUCAACCUGACACUGUUCAACAUCAGCCGCGAUGACAACAAUUUCCAGCUGACGUGCAUCGCCGAGAACGUAGUGGGCAUGACCAACUCGUCCAUCCAGCUCAACGUGCAGUUUCCCCCAGUAAUCCUCGUCCUGGCCGAACCCGAGCAACGGCACGAUACUUGCAUCGAGUUCACAGUCCGAGGAUACCCGCACCCAAAGCUGCGCUGGUUCCACAAGAACAAGGAGAUUUUACACAACAAGUACAUCCGUACUGAGAUGGACUUCUACCAGGAUUACCUGGAGGGCUGCCUGACCUUCCAGAAUCCCACGCAUAUCAACAAUGGAAACUACACCCUGGAGGCCAGCAACUCACUUGGGACUGUCACUAAGACGGUGUACGGACAUUUCCUCAUGGCGCCCGGGAUUGAUGACGAAGUUGACAUUGGUAAAGUGCAAACCCCCUCUGCGCCAACAGACUCUGAUUCAGGCCGCCCAGACGAAGACACGUUCGGGGUCUCUAUCGCUGUGGGCCUGGCAGGCUUCGCCUGUGUCCUUCUCCUCGUCCUUUUCGUGCUCAUCAACAAAUAUGGACGGCGCUCCAAAUUUGGCAUGAAAGGUCCAGUGGCUGUGAUCAGUGGCGAAGAAGACUCGGCCAGCCCUCUUCACCACGUCAACCACGGGAUUAUAACACCGUGCACGCUUGAUGCGGGACCGGACGCCGUCGUCAUCGGGAUGACUCGCAUUCCGGUGGUGGAGAACCCGCAGUAUUUCCGACACGGGCACAACUGCAACAAGCCUGCCACUCUGGUGCAGCAUAUUAAGCGCAGAGACAUCAUCCUUAAGCGAGAGCUUGGCGAAGGAGCCUUUGGAAAAGUCUUUCUGGCUGAGUGUUACAACCUGAGUCCCACCAAGGACAAGAUGCUGGUUGCUGUUAAGACUCUGAAGGAUCCCAACCUAUCCGCGAGGAAGGACUUCCAGAGGGAGGCUGAGCUGCUAACCAACCUGCAGCAUGACCACAUCGUCAAGUUCUAUGGCGUGUGCGUUGAUGGCGACCCUCUCAUCAUGGUCUUUGAGUACAUGAAGCAUGGAGACCUCAACAAGUUCCUCAGAGCCCACGGCCCAGAUGCCAUGAUCCUCGUAGAUGGUCAGCCGUUACAGUCCAACGGCGAGCUGGGCCUCUCCCAGAUGCUGCACAUCGCCUCUCAAAUUGCGUCGGGCAUGGUCUACCUGGCCUCGCAGCACUUCGUCCACAGGGACCUGGCCACCCGCAACUGCCUCGUAGGCAAUGGCCUCUUAGUCAAGAUCGGCGACUUCGGCAUGUCGAGGGACAUCUACAGCAGUGACUACUACAGGGUCGGAGGACACACCAUGCUACCCAUCCGUUGGAUGCCCCCCGAAAGCAUCAUGUACAGGAAGUUCUCCACGGAAAGUGACGUGUGGAGUUUCGGCGUCAUUUUGUGGGAGAUCUUCACCUAUGGCAAACAGCCUUGGUUUCAGCUCGGUAACAAUGAGGUCAUUGACUGCAUCACGCAGGGCCGCGUGCUGGACCGGCCCCGCGUUUGCCCCAAGGAGGUAUACGAUAUCAUGCUAGGCUGCUGGCAGCGAGAACCGCAACAGCGACUCAACAUCAAGGACAUCCAAAAGGUCCUGUUCGCCAUGGGGAAGGCCACGCCCGUCUACCUAGACAUCCUGGGCUAG